This is a messenger RNA of Malassezia pachydermatis, 2382 nucleotides long. RefSeq names its product aconitate hydratase. NCBI's taxonomy places the organism in Eukaryota, Fungi, Basidiomycota, Malasseziomycetes, Malasseziales, Malasseziaceae. Gene Ontology annotation, cellular component: mitochondrion; cytosol. Gene Ontology annotation, molecular function: 4 iron, 4 sulfur cluster binding; aconitate hydratase activity. Gene Ontology annotation, biological process: tricarboxylic acid cycle. The record is from RefSeq and is a predicted model, not a curated record. The coding region runs from base 1 to 2382 and encodes 793 amino acids. The transcript has a single exon.
AUGCGCUCCCCCGCAUUCCGCUCGGUGGCCCUUGGUGCCCGCCGUGCGGCUGCUACCCGUGGCUUUGCCACUGUUGCUGAGGAGGCUGCGGCUAUCAACGUCGCUGACCUCAAGAACAAGGUUGAGCUCAGCUUGAUCGAGUCCGGUAAGGGCUACUACCUCCCUUACGAGAAGAUCGAGGAGAACCUGAAGGUUGUCCGUGACCGUCUCAAGCGCCCUAUGACCAUGUCGGAGAAGGUCGUCUACGGUCACUUGGAGGACCCUCACCACCAGGAGAUCGAGCGUGGUGUCUCGUACCUCCGUCUUCGCCCUGACCGUGUGGCCUGCCAGGACGCCACUGCUCAGAUGGCCCUUCUGCAGUUCAUGUCGGCUGGUCUUGCCAAGACUGCUGUCCCGACUACCGUGCAUUGUGACCACCUUAUCGCCGCUGAGAACGGUAACAUUGAGGACUUGGCUCGCGCUAAGGAUCUCAACAAGGAGGUCUACGACUUCCUUGCCACAUGCUCUGCCAAGUACGGUAUUGGUUUCUGGCGCCCGGGCUCGGGUAUUAUUCACCAGAUUAUCCUUGAGAACUACGCUUUCCCGGGUGGUCUGAUGAUCGGUACUGACUCGCACACCCCGAACGCCGGUGGUCUUAACAUGAUUGCUUGCGGUGUUGGUGGUGCUGACGCCGUCGACGUUAUGGCUAACAUCCCCUGGGAGCUGAAGUGCCCGAAGGUGAUUGGUGUUGAGCUUAAGGGUAAGCUCUCGGGCUGGACCACCCCUAAGGAUGUUAUCCUCAAGGUUGCUGGUGAGCUCACCGUGAAGGGUGGUACCGGUGCCAUUGUUGAGUACAAGGGUCCGGGUGUCGAGUCGCUCUCGGCCACUGGUAUGGCUACCAUCUGUAACAUGGGUGCCGAGAUUGGUGCUACGACCUCGGUCUUCCCCUUCAACUCGCGCCAGGGUGACUACCUGCGCGCCACUGGCCGUGGUGAGAUCGCUGACGCUGCCACCAAGUUCCAGCGCAACCUGCUGCCUGACCGUGACGCCGAGUACGACCGCCACCUCGAAAUUGACCUUGACGCUCUCGAGCCGCACAUCAACGGUCCGUUCACCCCUGACCUGGCUACUCCUCUCUCGAAGUUCAAGGAGGAGGUUAAGAAGAACGGCUGGCCUGAGGAGCUCAAGGUGGCUCUAAUUGGUUCGUGCACCAACUCGUCGUACGAGGACAUGUCGCGUUCGGCCUCGAUUGCCCAGCAGGCUAUUGCCCACGGCCUCAAGGUCAAGUCGGGCUUCACUAUCACCCCUGGUUCGGAGCAGGUCCGUGCUACCAUUGAGCGUGACGGUCAGAUGCACACCCUCAACGAGGUUGGUGGUACUGUCCUUGCCAACGCUUGCGGUCCUUGCAUUGGUCAGUGGAACCGUCACGAUGUGAAGAAGGGCGAGAAGAACUCGAUUGUUACUUCGUACAACCGUAACUUCAGCGGUCGUAACGACGCUAACUUUGCCACCCACGCCUUUGUGGCUUCGCCCGACCUGGUCACUGCCAUGGCCUUCGGUGGUAGCCUGACUUUCAACCCGAUGACUGACUCGCUUGUUGGCUCGGACGGCAAGGAGUUCAAGUUCAAUGCUCCGACUGGUAUUGACCUGCCGGCGAAGGGUUACGACCCGGGUGAGAACACCUUCCAGGCCCCGCCUGCUGAUGGCUCGAACGUUGAGGUGAUUAUUCGCCCUGACUCGGAGCGUCUCCACUUCCUUGAGCCGUUCAAGCCGUGGAAGAAGGAGGACCCGAAGGACCUUCCUGUCUUGAUCAAGGUCAAGGGCAAGUGCACCACUGACCACAUUUCGGCUGGUGGUCCCUGGCUCCGUUACCGUGGUCACCUGCGCAACAUCUCGAACAACUGCUUGAUUGGUGCCACCAACGCUGCCAACGACGAGACCAACAACGUCCAGAACUACUACACUGGUGAGUGGGGUGCUGUCCCGGCCACCGCCGCCUUUUACCGUGACAACGGUCACCCGUGGGUUGUGAUCGGUGACGACAACUACGGUGAGGGUUCGUCGCGUGAGCACGCUGCCCUGGAGCCUCGUUACCUGGGUGGUUUGGCUAUCAUCACCAAGUCGUUCGCUCGUAUCCACGAGACUAACUGCAAGAAGCAGGGUCUUCUGCCCCUGACCUUCAAGAACUCGGCCGACUACGACCUUGUUCGCCCUGAUGACCUGGUUGACCUCGAGGGUGUGCAGACUCUUGCUCCUGGCAGCACCGUCACCCUGGUUGCCAAGCACAAGGAUGGUUCGGAGGACCGCAUUCCUCUGCAGCACAGUUUCAACGAGAACCAGAUCGAGUGGUUCAAGGCUGGUAGCGCCCUCAACCUGAUGGCGUUGAAGGCCAAGUCUGCUUAA